AUGACGGGACGCCGGAUCUCAUUCCCAGAGUACGUGGACUGGUUGUACGAGCUCCGACAGAAGGGUUGCCUGAAAUUCGUUACACAGAAACGAGAUUUUCCACUGAACUCUAACCCAAGGACUUACCACGAAAUCUUCUCGGAUGUACUGAAUUCAGCCAGAGUCUCGGAAGCCAUUGCUGAUGAAUCAGUGCAUUCUGGCCAACCCGUCUCUAAGGUGAAAGAAGAAGCGAAGGAAAUUUUGAAGAUGAUGGCUCAUAAUUUUGGAGUGAACAACACACGCGCUUUCGGCUAUUUCAUUGCCAAAGUUCUAGAGCGAAUAUUCGAUGCGAUCUACGUGAACGCUGAGCAGUUGAAGCGCGUUCGCAAGAUAUGCCGAAGCGAACCAGUGGUGUUCAUGCCGUCUCAUCGAACCUAUCUUGAUUUUCUUCUUCUCUCAAUCCUCUGUUUUGAAUACGAAGUUCCGCUACCGGCGAUCGCAGCAAGUAUGGAUUUUACUAACUCGUGGUUUAUGAGCGAAGUUUUGCGAAGAAGUGGAGCCUUUUACAUUAGGCGGUCAAUCGGUCAGGACAAACUGUAUUGGGCGAUUCUUUCUGAGUAUGUACAGACUCAUAUCAUAAACUGCGACAGACCAGUGGAAUUUUUUAUUGAAGGCACACGCAGUCGAGUAGGCAAAAGUGUUUAUCCAAAGUAUGGACUCCUUCAGAUGGUCCUUGAGCCCUUCCUGAAAGGAAGGGUCUACGAUAUCAUUGUGGUGCCAGUUACAACGAACUAUGACAGAUUGCUAGAGGAAUUGCCGUACUCGUACGAGCUGCUCGGUUAUCCUAAACCUAAGGAGUCAACUGCAGGCCUCAUAAGAGCUCGUAAUUUCCUCAAUAAACGUUUUGGCAGAUGUUUUAUGACAUUUGGAGAGCCGAUAUCAAUUCGCGAGUAUUUCGGAACGUCACUGCAUAGAUCGGGAUUUGUUCGUCAGGUAAGGAUCCGCCGUCCGAACUCUUACCCCAGUUUCAUUUCAACUAGUGUUACUUUGUAUUUUUUGUCAUUAACAGGCCAAUAA
Angiostrongylus costaricensis is the source of this 1056-nucleotide messenger RNA. The record is from the annotation of a GenBank genome assembly. NCBI's taxonomy places the organism in Eukaryota, Metazoa, Nematoda, Chromadorea, Rhabditida, Metastrongylidae.